Vicia faba (fava bean) is the source of this 363-nucleotide messenger RNA. The record is from the annotation of a GenBank genome assembly. NCBI's taxonomy places the organism in Eukaryota, Viridiplantae, Streptophyta, Magnoliopsida, Fabales, Fabaceae.
AUGGUAGAGCGCUCGCUUAGCAUGCGAGAGGGAGUUCAUCAAACAUUGCUGAGUUUGACGCCUGCUGACGGGGUGGAUAUGGCAUCUGAAUUGAAAUUGAAUAUGAGGAGUGAUGGUUAUUUGAAUGUUAAUGAUUUGCUAAAGUUGAAUUUGAAGACACUUGAUAAUAUUCUUCUGCGAUCCAACACCAUUGAUGACAUUAGGGAGGCAGUCCCUCCCACAGAAUCAGCACCUGUUCAGUUCCAUUCAGUAGUCUCCUUACUCCCAACACUUCCUUUGGUUGAACUUGUAGCUCCCAUUCUGCAUUCAAACACUGGUAACCGCUGCACUGCAAUUCCACUCUCUACUGCUUUCUUCAGCUGA